This is a messenger RNA of Candoia aspera, 8336 nucleotides long. It is a transcript of the gene BMP2K, whose product is annotated as BMP2 inducible kinase. Gene Ontology annotation, molecular function: ATP binding; protein kinase activity. NCBI's taxonomy places the organism in Eukaryota, Metazoa, Chordata, Lepidosauria, Squamata, Candoiidae. The transcript has 16 exons. The record is from RefSeq and is a predicted model, not a curated record. The coding region runs from base 286 to 3648 and encodes 1120 amino acids. Gene Ontology annotation, biological process: protein phosphorylation.
GCCCGGGCGGGAGGCGGCGCUGCUGCUGCUGCGAGCGGGGGCGGCCGCCGCCGAGCUUGGCUCGGCUUCCCUCCCAGGGACCUUCCGCUCGGAAUGUGAGGCAAGGGGGAGCUGGGCGGCUCCAGGCUGCAAGAGGGGCGGCGGUCGCCUCGGGCUUCCCAGCGCGGGGACGGGCGCGCGAACCCCGCCGCGCUCCCAGCCCCUCGGGGAAGGGCGGGCGGCCCCUUGGGCGGCGCCUCCUCCCCUCCGUCGCUUCCUCCCGAGUCGACACGCUUCUCGCCCGCCAUGAAGAAGUUUUCUCGGAUGCCCAAGUCUGACGGCACCGGCGGUGGCAACGGCGGCAUCGGCGGCGCGGCAUCGGCGGCGGCGGGCGGCGCGGGCUCCCUGGCGGUGGGCAGCAGCAGGGUCUUCGCCGUGGGGCGCUUCCAGGUCACGGUGGAGGAGGUGCUGGCGGAAGGUGGCUUUUCCACAGUACUCCUGGUGCGUACUCAUGGUGGAGUCCGGUGUGCAUUGAAAAGAAUGUAUGUAAACAAUUUGCCUGACCUCAAUAUCUGCAAAAGGGAAAUAACAAUAAUGAAAGAACUGUCUGGGCACAAGAACAUUGUAGGGUAUUUGGAUUGUGCUGUCAACUCCGUUAGUGAUAAUGUGUGGGAGGUGCUCAUCUUAAUGGAAUACUGCCGUGCGGGGCAAAUAGUGAAUCAGAUGAACCAGAGAUUACAGACGGGCUUUACUGAAUCAGAAGUGCUGAGGAUUUUUUGUGAUGCCUGUGAAGCGGUUGCUAGGCUGCAUCAAUGCAAAACUCCCAUUGUUCAUAGAGAUUUGAAGGUUGAAAACCUUUUAUUGAACGACAGUGGGAACUAUGUCCUUUGUGACUUCGGCAGUGCCACUAAUAAAUUCCUUAAUCCUCAGAAAGAUGGAGUCAGCGGAGUUGAGGAAGAAAUUAAAAAGUAUACCACAUUGUCAUAUAGAGCUCCUGAAAUGAUCAAUCUUUAUGGAGGGAAACCAAUUACAACCAAGGCAGAUAUCUGGGCACUUGGAUGCUUGCUGUAUAAACUUUGUUUUUUCACACUUCCCUUUGGUGAGAGUCAGGUUGCUAUUUGUGAUGGAAGCUUUACCAUCCCAGACCAUUCACGUUACUCUCACAGUAUGCAUUGCUUGAUGAGAUACAUGCUUGAACCAGAUCAAGAGCGAAGACCUGAUAUCUUUCAAGUAUCUUAUUUUGCCUUUAAACUUGCCAAAAAGGACUGUCCGAUAUUAAACAUGAAUAAUUCUCCUCUCCCUUCAACUCUUCCUGAGCCCUUGACAGCUAGUGAGGCUGCUGCUAAGAAAAGCCAAAUAAAAGCUAGAAUAACAGAUGCCAUUGGACCAACAGAGACCUCAAUAGCACCACGUCAGAGACCAAAGGCCAAUACAAGCACUGCUGCUUCUAGUGUGCUUGCAAUUCAGAGCUCAGCCACACCAGUAAAAGUGCCAGUUCCUGGUGAUUUUAACAAUGAACACAAAGGCGCCUCAAAGGUUGGAAAUGGUCAAGAGAGUGUAUUAUCACCGGGAACCCCACAGCAAAACAGAGUAUUGCAACAACUACAGCAAGGUGACUGGAGGCUGCAGCAGUUGCAUCAUUUACAUCAGCAACAGCAGCAGCAGCAACAGCAACAAUUGCUCCACGAUUCAUACCUGCAGCAGUAUCAGCAAGCCAUGCAGCAGCAUGUCGUUCAACAGCAGCUUUUGAUACGCUCUGUGUACCAGCAGCAACCAUCCCCUUCUCCGUAUCCUGCUAUGAUGCAGCAGUACCAACAAGCUCUUCUACAGCAACAGGUCCUUGGGAAUCAGUUGCCACCACCGAAACGUUCUCCUGAAUUUCUUGCCUCUCCUCAGGAGUUUUCACCAGCCUUAAUCUCUCAUUCUAAAUCCUUUCCAGCUCAUGUUGGUGCAGCUCUGGAUGUUCCUUAUUCUACAAAUAGAUCAUCUUCCUCUGACACAGAGUCUGUUUCCAGCUACCCAAAACAAAACAUCAGCAAUCCCCCCGAUAUGUCUGGGUGGAACCCAUUUGGAGAAGACAAUUUCUCCAACCUAACAGAGGAGGAGCUGUUGGACAGGGAGUUUGACCUUCUGAGAUCAAAUAGGCUCGUGGAGCGGAGAACUUCCUUAGAUAAACAGGUGGAGUCACAUUCUGCUCCACCGACCCAUCCUCCAGAAGAUCCCUUUGGUUCUGUACCUUUCAUUUCUCGUGCAGGCUCUCCAGGAAAUGAAAUUAAUAACACAGCCAGCAAAGUAGAAAACACGUUAGAGAGUCUUUCUAAGUAUGAAAGGUCAAGCCAGGUGGUUAAGGACCAGGAUGCUGGAAAGAAGGUCACAGAAGCACAUAUUAAAAAAGGAAAUGAUGAAUCGGAGAGUGAUUUUGAAUCAGAUCCCCCUUCUCCAAAGAGUAGUGAGGAAGAGGAAGAGCAAGAGGAUGAAGAGGUCUUGCAAGGUGAGUCUGGAGACUUUGUUGAUGACAAUGAUACGGAACCAGAAAACUUAGGCCAGCACCCGCUUCUCAUGGAUUCUGAAGAAGAUGUAGAAGAUGAUGACAAACAAAGUUCUGACUCGGAUUCUAGCCAUUUUAGGCCUGUAGAAGAGGUACCUUGCAAUAGAUACGAAGAAGGGACUGGCAGCAUAGAAGGUAGAGAGAUUAUUGUACCCUGCCCUUCAGCGACUGAGUUCCCCGGUGCAGGCUCCAGUUUGAGCCCCAAACAAGAAUUUGAUGUCUUUGGAGCAGUUCCGUUCUUUGUUUUGCCGCCUCAAGAACAAAAAGACAUUUCUCCCCAGGUUGCCCAUCCUGAGCAAGAUCAGGAUGACUUUGACGUCUUUACCAAAGCCCCAUUCAGCAGAAGAAUAUCUCAGCAAGACGAUUUGAUGUCAGGCUCUGAAACUCAGACUUCUCCCAUAUCCCCCAAAAGCGUGGAUGUUUUUGGCUGCAUCCCGUUCCAGCCGGUUUCCAUCCAAAGGCAUAAUGAGAGUAAAGAGGAUCUGUUUGGGCUCAUCCCGUUUGAGGAGAUAGCAGGGAGCCAGCAGCAGCAGAAAGUGAAGCAGCAGCAACGGAAUCUGCAGAAACUCUCUUCUCGUCAGAGGCGCAUGAAGCAGGAAGGGUCCAAGAGCAACGGCAAGCGCCAUCACGGAACACCCACAAACGCAAAGAAGACUUUGAAGCCUAGUUAUCGUACACCAGAGAGAGCCCGGAGGCACAAAAAAGCGGGCCGUCGAGACUCCCAAAGCAGCAAUGAGUUUCUGACAAUUUUCGAUUCCAAGGAAAACAUCAGUAUUGCCCUGUCAGAUAGCAAGGACAGAGUCAAUCCUCUGCAGGCUGAGGAGAAUCUCCUGGAUCCCUUUGGAGCCAAGCCUUUCCAUCCUGCCGAAUUGUUGCGUCUCCCCCAGCACCAAGGACUGGGUGAUAAUCGUGGGGAUCAUAACGCAGCAGUGCCUGGUAGACCUAGACAGAGUUCGUUACUUGGUGGCAUUCAUGCUGGUGACGUUGUAAAAUUAACAGAUGAUUUUGGAGCAGUUCCUUUCACUGAACUUGUGCCAAGUGUGAUGUCUCAACCGAGCCAGCAGCAACAGGCAGUAGAGUUAGAUCCAUUUGGAGCAGCUCCCUUUCCUUCCAAACAGUAGACUCUUUCAGGAACAUCGGGAUUUUUUUUAAAACUUGGAUUUAAUAUACCACUGUAAUCCAUUUGCUUCGGUUGAGAAGAAAAUGUGUUGUUUUUUUUAAAGUACAACGUGCUUAUUCCCUGCUGUGACUUGAUGAGAUUUUAAAAUCUGCAACGUUAAAGAUGCAAGAUUGAGAUAAUGAAAUGGCUGGAAGUUUUGAAUUGAGAGAAGAUUUCCAAAAGUUAGAUCAGAAGCUAGCUAUCACUGAGGAUAUUGGCUAUGACGACAUUGCUCAGAACUGUAUCCUAAGUAGAGUGCAAUUACACUUGAGCACAGAGAUGGAAGGAUUUGACUGGGUGUACCAUAACUGACUAAUGAAAUAGGAUCUAUCAGUUAAAAAAAAAGCCCGGUUUAUCUAGAACUGCUUCAUUUUACUUGUUCUAAAGGGUUUUUUUUAAAAAAAACUUUCCUCUUAAAUCUCUGAAAAUCAGAGUUUGCUGUCUUGAUACUGGUUCCUAAACUUAUAUGAAGAAACCCAAAUCUUUCUAUAUGUGUCUGCCUGAACUGUGCUUUUUCACAGUAAGUGCCAUUAAUAUAAAACAGGGAAAGUUGUAAUUCUUAGGAUUUCAAGAACUUAGCGGGGAUGUUGGAAGCGGGAAUGGAAUGAGGAAGCAGCAGCACUAACAGCUUCUGCAGCACUUUGAAGAUUGCCAUUUCGGAAGAGAGCUUGGUUUACUUGCAUACCAUACCAACAUAUAUCAUUUUUGAGAAGAUGGGGGAAAACAGCCAGAAAAUUGUAGCAAAUCAAACCUAUAAAGAGUUUAAUCAGAGUUUUCACCCCACGCCUGCUCACUUUACUGGGGUUUUGUAUUUCAUCUAAACUAUAUAACCUGAAAGGUUUUUAAUCCUCUAAAGUGGUUCUCACCUAAUUUUUGAACGCUUUCUGUAUCACAUGAUUGUACUUUUCUAAGACUUUGUACAAAAUACACUGAGCGGUUUCCAACAAAAGGAGGUUUAGAAUUGAAGGCUUAAAAAUGAUGCUGAUUGGAAUCUCUUACCAUUACUGCAUAGUAAAACCAGCAAUGCCUUACAGCUAGGACCACGUCCUGAUAAAAAUUUACCUCUGAGCCAAUUGGUGCCCUUGAGACACAGAUUGUAAAAUUUGGAGCACUGAGGUGGGUAGACGGUACAUUUUUGAACUUUCAAUCCAGGCAAAGGUAUUCCUAAUGUCUUCAUUGGCUUUUGAUCAUUUUAGAUCAGGUAGGUUUGUUCAAAAUAGCAAUUUGAUGUCCUGCAGGAUCAUUGGUUCCUACACUUUCAGUUAAAUGUUUUUGUGAAAAUGGAUGUCUGUGAAAAGGACCUAGUAAACAGUUUUGUCACAAAGAAUUGCCAGGAUCCAGAGAACAUGGCAGUAUGUUUUUGGUGUACAUGUGUGUGUGUGAAUGAGAAAUGCUAAACGUACAACAGAAACUGAUGCUUGCUCCCAUGACAUACAGCAAACCAUUUUUAAAAGUGAAAAGUUUCAGAAGAUGUUUCUGUCAUUAAGUGAAUGCAGGCUUGACAUCUUUGGAUCCUUGCAUUCACAUUUAUGUGAAUUUGAACUGUAGAAGCUACAUGACCUUAACUAUGAAUAUGUCUGGGUACCAUUUACAUAGUUUGAAUAUCAUCUUGAAAAAAUGAAAAUUCCAGUGGGGUGGGGGGAUUGAAUGAAUAUUCUUAAAAGAUACCAAGUGGUGGUUUUUGCCAUCCAGCUGCUGUAUUAAAACAGAAGAAAAUAGAAUGACUUUUGGAUAAUUUGCAAACAUAAUGAAUUUGAAAAGAUAAAGGAUCAAGGCCCUUAAAACAUAUUUCAAAGUUGGUUUUUGAAAAAAAAAUAGGUGUUUUUAGUCAUUUUUAAAAGAUAUAAUUUCAAGUUCUUGCUAUUUGUGCUUCUAGAUGUGCAGCCCAUCUUUCUCUAUGAUAUGACACCCAAAGCCCAAAACAGAUGUCUAUCUUGUUACACUAAUUAUUUUGUAAAGUUCAUAGCUAAAAAUCAGCUGUGCAUGUGCCUCAGAAUGCCUGCUCCUUUAUUCUUGUGCCAAAGCCUCAGACAUAAUACGAGUGUUGAAAAAUAACAUGCUUUCCAAAGGCCACUUCAGCCAUGUCAGAUUUCCUAGCAAGAAGGGUAAUAAGUAGUCCAGAAUGAAGUCAUUAAGGGUCUAAUUAAAUGUACUAUAUUUGGCUUUCAUGUUGGAAGGCUUUCUGUGUAGGAAAUAUGUCAGUGUGAGUUGGAGUUCCCGAGUGAAUGGAGAUCUGAUUUUAAUUCUGGUCUCCAUGUGAUAACCUCUUUUUAUUUGAAAAGAUGUAUGUGCUUCAGGUGGUACAAAAGGAAUGCAGUAGUUUUGAUUCCUCACCCCAAAGUUGUCAUGUUGCCACUCACUAAAAUUAAAGGGACAAAAAGUAAAUCACAGCUAAUAUGCCUAAUUAGUUUGAUAAUGUAUUUUUCUGCCUCAGAAUAUCUGCAUGAUUACAUCUGACAUCUGAUUUUUUAUAUCUCAAUUAAAACCCUUUUCAUCAGAAAAUCCUGAUGAAAUCAGAUUGCUGUAAGUUGUUUCCAGUAAGCAGUUAAGAUGAUAUAUGCCAUCAGAAACAUCUAAUAUUUAGAAUAAUCAGGUCGCUCCUGAUUUUCUGCCUUCGGGAUCCUAAAUUGUGGCUUCCGUUUGCCAGAAGGAUAUCCUUUGUACCCAGUUAUUGAUUGAUAGUUCUAUUCUGUACAUUUGUGUGGACACAUGAACUUACACUGUAUGGAUAUAUGAAUUACUUUACUUAAUGACCAAAAAUGGCAUCAAUCUAUUUAGUGGUGGGAAGGACUGAAAUAGCACAACUUCAUGAUUUGCAUCUGUUUAUGUAUAUCUCAGAUAACUCUCCCCAAAACUGCUCUGUGUUAGAAAAUGUGUAAGGUUGUUCUGGCCAUCAUCUCUGGCUGCUAAGACAGAUUUUCCAUUGGAGAAUCUUGGGGUACACCUGCAUGGCUCCAGAUAUGUAAUUAGUAAAUAUGGAUGAACAGAUGAAAUGAAAGAUGUACAGAGCUUUGCAGGAUUGAGGCCGAGAAUAACAUUUUGUAGUUUGUGGCCAUUCAUAGUAUCGCCAACAUUUUUUGCUUUUGAAUCAGAUCUUUCAUCGUGCUUUCUGCACUUUUGAUCAGUCAGACUUUUUAAAGAAUUUCAUUUUCUAGAUAAUUGUAAAUGAGAAUUGUACACUUACUUUCUUGUGUCUUUGGUGGCUGAACUGGGUGAGGUAUUUGCAGUUCCCACAAAGCUGAUUUCUACUUAAUUGCUUUGCAAGAGCUGCGGAAAGUAAGUUUAAUAAUUCAGUUCUGUGCUUCACCGAGAAAGAUGUUUAUUUUCUUUGGGGGAUGGAAUAUCCUUGCUUGUUUGAUGGAUGUAUUUAUCCAUAUAUCUGAAGUUCACUCUGUUUUGGUCUUUCCUGUAAUAGUAAGAAGAUUGAGAGGUGUUGAUUCAAAACUGGAGAUGGUUAUCCAGUUUUCAUUUUCAUGAAAUGAUUAGACUUUCUUGUUACUGUAUAGGGGAAUCUGAGCCUACCUUUACUAAUCAGCUGUGUACUUCAUCUUGGGGGCUAUAUAACUCUUGACACGAUAAUUUACUGGUAAAAUUAUGGUACUGUUUAUAUUUAAUUUGAAAACAUAAUUUCUAUCUGUGAUGUCGAAGACAGAAAUCAAGGUGCUCCUGGGGAAAUAUCACUUACCCCCUUAUGAUGACUGCAUUUGUUACCUAAAUGUAUUCACAAGGUACAAUGUUUGAGCUUCGUAGCUGAGAUUGAAUCUCCUGCCACAAAUCUUGUAGAUUCAAAUAUCAAUUUGGGGCUACAUCCCUGGUGUAUUCUGCCCAGAUACACUCUUCGAAGAUGAUCCUGCAAAGAGUGAAAUUCAGUAGCAAGCACCCUUCUUGUGGUAGGGCUGUCCAGAACUCCUCUGUUUUCUCCUAACUAUAAGAAAAAUCUACUGUGAGAAUAAAAGGAGAUAGCUACUACUGUGAGAAUAGCAAUUAGUGUUUAUCAGAAUAUUUUUUUACACAAUAAUGUAUUUUUAUAGAGAGAUGUAUAUAAAGCAUACACACGCACACAUCACAUAAUCUCUUGGGAGUCUGUGAUUGAAUCACAAUCAUUUUCAUGGCACUGGAAAAACAAAUGGAGCCAAAAGCUGCUAAAAGAGUAACAAGAAAAUACAAAACAGUGUCUGCCUGGUUAUUUUUCUAGAGCGCUUCUUUGAAAACAAUAUAGCAAUCCUUUGCCAAGAUUAGUUUCUGCGAUAAAAACAUCACUUAAGAAUAAAACAACGUUACAUUCUAAUUGCUGGCAAACAGCGUCAAGUGCACUUUUCAAAAUUACACUUCCAUUUCUUGUUAGACUUGAAAUUUCUAAAGCGUUGUGCGUGUGUAUGUGUGCAUGUAUGUGUAUGGGUAAUCACUAAUACAGACCUUUUUGUGCAAAUAUGUACAUAAAACUUUUGGUUGUUAAUAAGCCAGAUACCAUGUUUCUGUAACACCAACCACUGUGUGAAUUUGCAACGGAGGCUGGGAUGUUACAAGUAAGACUUGUCAUUCCGGUAUGAAGGUUUUCCUAUGUAUAAGAUCUCAUUUACAUCUCCUUUAACUUAAUCUUGUUCCAUCCAAUGCCAGUUGUUAUAAUAAAGUCUUAUUGUACCUUUUUCA